Messenger RNA from Nasonia vitripennis (jewel wasp), 3506 nucleotides. Its product is annotated as 4'-phosphopantetheine phosphatase. The transcript has 12 exons. Gene Ontology annotation, cellular component: cytosol; nucleus. Gene Ontology annotation, molecular function: pantothenate kinase activity; ATP binding. Gene Ontology annotation, biological process: coenzyme A biosynthetic process. NCBI's taxonomy places the organism in Eukaryota, Metazoa, Arthropoda, Insecta, Hymenoptera, Pteromalidae. The coding region runs from base 176 to 2671 and encodes 831 amino acids. The record is from RefSeq and is a predicted model, not a curated record.
CAGAUUAUAUUCACGUUGGGUGUACAUUAUAAUAACCUGCAGUGUAAAUACAGUCGCGCAUUUUAGUAGAGGAAACUUCAAACAAAUCGAGCUUGGCUUAAGUGUAAUACUUAAAUAGAUAGAAAAACCGCAGCAGCUCAAAAGAAAGGGAGGUAGAGAUUACAGUAAACGAGAAAUGGCAGAGGUGACGAACGAGACUUUUCACCCGCAGAGUAUUAAAUUGCCAGCUGCUGUUGAAGUCUUUGCCAAUCUCAAAAAUGCCCAGAAAUUUGCGAUAGAUAUCGGUCUAUCUUUGACCAAAAUUGCAUAUUAUUCAACUGUAAGAUAUCGCAAAGCAUUGUACGAAGAUGCAGAAGAUGCAGCUACGACUACAACAGAAAAUGACAGUGAAAGAGAUUAUCAAGUCUUUGAGGGAAACAGACUUCAUUUUGUAAAGUUUGAGACUCGUCACAUAGAAAGUUGUUUAGACUUUGUGAAAGCAAAUUUAGUAAAUGUUGAGAGAUUUCAAGGAACAAGUAUUCAAGUUACGGGUGGUGGGGCUUACAAAUAUAAAGAGCUAAUUCAAGAGAAAUUAGGCACUCAAGUUGAUAAGAAAGACGAAAUUUGCUGUCUCAUUAAUGGCUGUAAUUUCUUACUUAAGAACAUACCCGGUGAAGCAUUUGAAUUUGAAAGACACGCGAAUCCUGAGUAUAAAUUUCAAAAAGCUUCACCUAAUAUAUUUCCAUAUUUAUUGGUCAAUAUUGGAAGUGGAGUCAGCAUACUAAAAGUUGAAUCUGAACAAGAAUUUGAAAGAGUCGGAGGUACAGCUACAGGAGGUGGAACAUUUUGGGGUUUAGGCUCUUUACUAACUAAUGCAAAGGGUUUUGAUGAGCUACUGCAACUAGCUGAAAUUGGAGACCACCGUAAUGUAGAUAUGUUGGUUAAAGACAUUUAUGGUGGAGAUUAUUCCUCACAAGGUUUGGCAGGUGACCUUAUAGCUUCUUCUUUUGGUAAAGCAGUCAAUUGUAAUAAGUCUGAGUCAGAAAUAUUUUUAGGAGCAAAAAAAUUUUCAGAAGCUGACAUAGCAAGAAGUCUACUUUUUCUAAUUAGUAACGAUAUAGGACAAGUAGCUAGCUUAUAUGCUUCUAUGCACAAUAUGAACAAAGUUUAUUUUGGUGGAUACUUUUUACGUAAUCAUCCAUUGUCUAUGCACACCAUAUCUUAUGCAAUUAAAUAUUGGACUAAUGGUCAAGUGAAACCACUUUUUUUACGACAUGAAGGCUACUUAGGUGCGAUCGGUGCAUUUAUUUAUGGUGCCAAAUCUGAAUCCAAUAAAUGCAGUUGGCUCGAGAAUUAUGCUGGCUCGUCUGGAUUCAAGGACGUCAUUAAAUCCGCUGAACUUGGUAUACAAGUUGAUCAACUAGAAAUUGAUCAAGCUGAGAAUGCAGUCAGUUUUUGUCCCUUGCUAAUUGAUCCAGCUAAUUACAAUCCUGAUACAACAGAUCUAGCGCAAGACAAAGAAGCGAGGGAUUACUGGCUUGAAUGUUUUGAGGAAUCAGUUGAUAAGUUUAUCACAAGAGCUAUUCACAGUCAACCACAAAGUCCAACUGCAAAAGAUAGGGCUAAAAAGCUCAAAGAAAAAUAUAUUAGUAGAUUGCAUUACCUUCGCGAACAACCAUUCGCUUAUGGAACAUUGACUGUUAGGACUCUUUUAGAUACUAUUGAGCACUGUAUGAAAGAAUUUGAUUUUCCAGAUCCUUAUCUUCACCAAAAAAAGUUAGAAAAUGAACAAGCAUUAAAACAUUUUAAAAGUAGGUUAGAUGAAAUUGACGCUUUGGAAGGAAAUGCAAAAGUAGAAGAACUUAUUAAAGGUGUACUAACUGGAAACAUUUUCGACUGGGGAGCUCAAGAAGUAGCAACUUUGAUGGAAACCACUGAAUUUUCUUUCAAAGAUGCACAAGAAAAGAUACCUGAGAGGCCAUGGCUGGAAGAUUGUUUAAAUGAAUGGACAACAAGAUUGCACGAAGAAGAACCACACAGGUGUGCCGCGGUGUUUAUUGAUAACAGUGGCGUUGAUGUGAUUCUUGGUAUUUUACCUUUUGUGAGGGAUUUACUGCAAAGAGGAACAAAAGUUAUCUUAUGUUCUAAUUCAAUGCCGGCACUUAAUGAUGUUACACACCCUGAGUUGGUAGUUAUCCUGAGGGAUGCUGCUAAAAUUUGUGAUGUGAUUAAAUAUGCCCUUAAAGAACAUCGACUAAUGCCAAUGGAAACAGCACAAGCUGGCCCAUGUUUAGAUUUGAGCCGGCUCAAUUUGGAUCUCUGCCUUGCCAUGAUCAAACAUAACGUGGAUCUUCUAGUGAUUGAGGGUAUGGGUAGAACUUUGCACACAAAUCUCUAUGCCAGAAUGAAAUGUGAAUGCCUGAAGCUCGCGGUGGUGAAAAACCGCUGGCUUGCUAAACGAUUAGGGGGAGAUAUGUACGCUGUGAUAUGUAAAUAUGAAAGAAAAGUCGAAAAAGCGGAUCUUCAAAAUCAAUCUUUUUCUAUGGAACAGUGUGCGUGCAAAAACAAAAGAAAAAAUAGUCUUCAUCAAAGUACAACUAAUUCUACUGAUGACGCUACUAGUCAAGCAUUGACUUCAAGUAAUAUUGAAAAUGAUAGUUCUGAUGCUACAACAACCAACACUACAAAAUAAUACCUAUUAUAUCUGUUUGUUAUUAUGUAACUUAUGAAAGACUUUUUAAUUUUAAAUAUUUUGUGUAUAAAAAUACUUUAAACCAAAAAGUUUAUCAAACCUAUUUUUAAAUCAAAGAACUUGAAUUUUAAUUUUGUUAGUGAACUUAAAUUUGUUAUAUUUAUUAAUUUAUUUAAAUUAAUAUUGGAACAUUUUUAAAUAAUGGAUCUUAAAGCUGUUUGCUCUUGUUAUUGUUACUGUUACCAAGUAGCAUUAAAUCAGUUUUUGAGACAAUAGUGACAAGGACGUUUUUAAACUGAUAAUAAUAUACGCGUCAAUAUGAAAAGAUAAUUUUACAGCAGUAAUUAUAAUUUAUCUUUACUGUGAUAUGAGAUUUUGAUCAACAUCAAAUCAAUUGCUAUUUGUAAAAUGUAAGAAAGAUUAGGCCUAUUUUAAUUAGUUCAAGUCUUAAGUACUUUAGUAUAAUAAUUAAGGGUUUUAUUAAUUUUUUUAUAACCGAGAAUGAUUUCAAAAUGGUAUUACUUAUGAAUAUUACUUAACUCGUUGGAUUUAAGAGAUUGUAACUUUCUUCUAUGCGUGAGUGAUUUAAAUAAUGUUUGAUAUACAUUUGAAAAUUAAAAUAGAUAUAACAAAGAAUUGUUGUUUAUUGAUAUAAAAAUUACAUAGGUUUUUUGUACAUCAUAUAGCAAACUAGUAUAUUAUUUAGUGUACAUACAAAGAUAACUUUUUGUAAAAGAUAUUUUUGCAUUGUUAUAACUUUUAAAUACAUAACUUAUGACUUGUAUAUGAACAUAAAAGUAUCGUGUAAAUAAAGAAUUAUAUAUUUUAAUGAUUA